This is a messenger RNA of Parasteatoda tepidariorum (common house spider), 829 nucleotides long. Lineage: Eukaryota; Metazoa; Arthropoda; Arachnida; Araneae; Theridiidae. The record is from RefSeq and is a predicted model, not a curated record.
UUAACUAAAUGAAUGGGUGGGACAAUGUAUCUUUUAAUUAGGUUAUUUUACUUAGGUUAAUAGUAUAAAAGUGACACAACAAGUAGCUACGUUUAUUGUUACUUCAUAUAACCUACUGGACUUGAUAUUGAAAAAGAUGAAUUCACUGUUUUAUCCUAAACAUUGCUUACUUCUUAUAAUAUGUUACAAGCAACUACUAUUCAGUACUCAAACUGAUGUUGGCUACCAGACAUUCAGGAUUGUAAAGCCUGCACUUGCUCCUUGGUUGCUUCCUCGCACUCAAAGUAAUAAAAAAGCAAAUACUUUGCCUCACUAUGUUGUUGGUCCUUAUGACAUGGAUAGGAGUCAAUCUGUUCGAUCUUCAGUUAAUGCAUGGAUGACAAUAAAGCCAUCGAUUGUUAUCCCUACUUCAAACAGGCCAAGAAACCAGUUAAAACAAAGUUUAAAGAGACAACUAGUUCAGCCUAUACAGAUCAGAAAACCUUAUUUUCCUAAUUUUUCAAGGAGUUCAGUGUAUAAAACAUCCUCUCCACCACCUAAUGUACUUGCAUUAUCAAAGGAAAAGGAUAUUGAUCAAAUGAUAAAUAGAGUGCAUGAUCUUGUAAUUAUAAGCAUCAAGAAUGGACAAUUUAACAAAAGGAACUCUACUUCUUUACCUUUAAAUUCCCAAUUCAUGUCAUUUAUUCCUAGAAAUAAUUCCAGAAGAGAAGAAAACGAUACAAAUAAUCCUUGGGCUGAACUACAUUGAAGCCUGAAAAUAAACGAGAAAAAAAAAUCUAAAGAAUUUGUCAUUAAUGAUUUUAGAGUUUUUACUAAUAAAACAUGUUCC